Molecule: messenger RNA, 366 nt
Organism: Cylicocyclus nassatus
Lineage: Eukaryota; Metazoa; Nematoda; Chromadorea; Rhabditida; Strongylidae
Source: the annotation of a GenBank genome assembly
AUGUCCCUACUCUACGAAGAUGAUUUUGUCAGCGUAAAUGAAAUGGCCAUAAAAGUGAAGAAUUGCCUGUUCCCAUCCAAAAAGGCUAAAUGCAUCCCAGUUGCAGCCAUUCAAGUCUUGUGGUUUGAGGAACAUGACCGAACAAAAUUUCCAACAAGGAUUUGGGGGAAAUCACAGGCUGAUGUCUACUGGGCUUUGGAUGUAAAGAGAUGCAUUGGAGGACCUAGCCAAAAAUUCAACGUCGUCAUUGAUGUCGGACAAAAAUUCCGCUAUGGGUUCAGUGUUAUAGAUGGUGAAAGUUUCAUGGAAGCUAUGCGUUAUGCUCUUGAUUAUCAUGUAAUUAUUGUUGACAGCAUUAAUCUAUGA